CUAGCGCCGCGUGUAAAGCUUUUGUGUGAAACAACUUUGGGCAGGGCCAACGCACUCGCACUGUGCCAUGCACAUGCGAUGAACUGAUGAAUUUCAAUAGUCAGCCUCAAUAGGGUGCAUCCACGGUACGUAGCACCCACACCUGAAUACUUAAGUUUUGAAGUACCGAUACGCCCUUAUACCUUCAUACAUGUACACUGUACAUGUACCCCUCAAUACGUACAUGAAUCAGCAUAGGGGAAAAAACAGUCUGUGAAAUUUAGGCCUAUGUACAUGUAUGUGACGCAUAAUUGUAACUGCCCCAGGCUCCGGCUGUUCACGAGAGAGGGCUUGCUAGCGUGGGGGAGCUACAACUGGGUGGGCAGACAUCGACAGUGGUUGUUUCGACCAGAGAGCAAGGAACAUAACGGUACCUGCCGACAAUGAAGAACGAGCCACCUAUGCAAGAGUUGAAGUGUGCAGACAAUGAAGAGGGGCCUUCACCUCAGGAAAAAAGCCGGCCAGUUUGGCACUCAAAGGCCGAAUUCUUUCUUUCCUGCCUUGGCUAUGCCGUGGGCCUCGGCAACAUUUGGCGUUUUCCAUACCUGUGCUUCGAGAAUGGAGGAGGUGCCUUCCUAAUUCCAUACGGUCUCGCCUUGGCAGUUGCCGGGAUGCCAACAUUCUUCCUGGAUCUUGCCUUUGGCCAAUACAGCAGUCUUGGGGCCAUCUCAGUGUGGAGGUGUGUUCCAUUGAUGAGAGGCCUGGGUUACGGCCAGAUCUUCAUCUCCUUCCUGGUGGGCACCUUCUACAAUGUCAUCAUCAUGUACUGCUUCUACUUCUUCUUUGCCUCCUUCACCACCGCCCUGCCCUGGGUGGGCUGCGGCCAUGAGUGGAACACGGCAUUCUGCAGCGAGCUGGCCAGCGACUGCCUGGAAGCCGGCGGGGUCAUGACCCUGGACAAUACCUGCGUCGCGCUGGCGAACCUGACGGACGAUGAGUUGGACAGCCUCAACAUCACACAGGAUGGCAACAGCAGCUUCGAUCUGUCGGAGUACACUGAUCCAUUCAGAUUGGAGAGGAAGUUUCCCAGUGAAGAGUAUUGGAAGCGGGCUGUCUUGCAAGAGUCGGCAUCUAUGAAUGAGACUGGUGGCCUGAUCUGGCAGCUGUUGCUCUGCCUCUUCCUCACCUGGCUGGUGGUCGUACUGUGCAUCAGCAAGGGGAUCAAGACAACAGGAAAGGUGGUGUACUUCACUGCGCUUUUCCCCUAUGUGUGUCUGUUUGCACUUCUGAUCCGUGGCGUCACGCUGCCAGGGUUCCAGAAAGGCAUCAGUUUCUUCUUUAAUCCCAAGUGGGAGACGUUGAAGAGACCGAAGGUGUGGUUGGAUGGAACUAGCCAGAUAUUCUUCUCACUUGGGGCAGGCACCAGUGGCGUCUUGACACUGGGAUCAUACAAUAAGUUCCACAAUAAUUGCUUCAUUGAUGGCACCACCAUUGCUUUUCUCAACUCCGCCUCCAGCAUCUUUGGGGGGGUGGUCAUUUUCUCCAUCCUGGGCUUCAUGGCUGAGAAGCAGGGCUUAGAAGUUAGGGAUGUGGUGUCUCAAGGCUUUGGUCUUGCAUUUAUCGCAUAUCCCGAAGCUGUCAGUAAGAUGCCGGUGGCGCCUGUCUGGUCUGUUCUCUUUUUCUUUAUGCUCAUCACUGUUGGCCUUGACAGUCAGUUUGUUAUCAUUGAGAGAAGCUUGACGGCCUUGACAGAUGAGUUUCCCCUGUGUCGGCACCAUCGUCAGCUAACCACUGGGGCAGUCUGCCUAUCGCUAUGCCUGAUUGGAAUGCUGUGUGUGACUAAUGCUGGUCCGUACUGGCUAGCCCUUUUCAAUGGCUAUGGCCCAUCCUACUCCUACAUACUGUUCUCCUUGUGUGAGACUCUGGCCCUGAGCUACCUGUAUGGCAUUCGGCGACUGAUCAACGAUAUCCGCGCCAUGAUUGGUGACAAGUGGGUGGAUAUCCCGACCUUCUUAUGGUUUCCUGUCUGCUGGUGUUUGAUCACCCCUGGUGUUCUUUCUGUGGCGCUGGUAGGGGGAUGGGUAUUCCGUAAUGACCCGGAGUACAACGGUCCCUUCCCCCCUUGGGCCAUGGCCAUUGGCUGGUCAUUCACGUUCUUUGCCUUCAUCGGAAUUCCAUUGGUCUGGAUCAAGGACCUGGUCAUGAACAAGGGAACCCUGUAUCAGCGUUGGCAUGCAAUGAUUACCCCUCUGGAAUCUUGGGGACCAGCCAAAGAAGUGGACCGCCAGCAUGCCUGGAAUGUCCAUCUGGAGCACGGGACCAGCAUGGGCGGCACCCUGCCCCUGCCCAACUACGCCCAGGAUCUGGAUGGCGAGAUCGAAUCAGAGACCAAGUUUUGAGCUAUUUGCUCUACACUGAUCAUUGCCAGCUGUAAGAAAAGAGUGCAGUGUGAUGAUUACCAUUGGUUGAGACCAUUUUUGAGACCAGGCACAAGACCAGUCACAAGGAACGGGAUAAACAGUCACGAUUGGAGGAAUGUUUUUGUUGUAUCCAGUGAGUUCAGACUGGAGUUCUUGUGUCUAGGUCUUGAGAUUAUUUUUUUGGGGGGGUCUUGUGGUCAUCUUAAGGAGAGGGGUCUUGACAACACGCUUUUCAACAUAGCCAGAUAUAGUGUAGCCAGUGUCUGAAUCAGUCCGUUGCUUCUGAGUGGAAGUUGCUUUCAUCGAUGCUUGCUUCCUUUCCUCAACCAGAACUCCUGGACAUAGACAUGUGCUAAUGUCACCCGUCAGCAUUUAAGAAGUACUCCUAAAUACCACUGUGUGUCUAUUCUCAUUGGUCCAGAGCCUGUCACAUGGCCAGUUUAAAAUGGGUGUUUGAGACUGGUUUCAAUACACUGGGCAUGUGCACAUGGUUGAAUUCAACAGAGGUUUUGCUGAGCAUUGACUACUUUGUUUAUUUCAAAUUUCUUUUUCAAUUUGGGUCACAUAAUUGUGGGAAGAAUAGUAAUGAACUUAAUCCCUUUGCUUCCGGAGACGGCAAGAGCCGCGGCUUUGUGUGAGGAUUAGUGCAUACCACACAUACAGUCUAUUCACCAUGCAGCUGCUGGUUUAAUGGGGCCGGCUGAUGGACAAAGCCCUCCAUUCAGGGCAUACCACAGCCCAGCAUUCAUGGUCAAAAGAAUGACCGGCGCGAAGGGGUUAAAAAAAUGAUGUAAUGAUAACAAAACCCAUUCUUAAAUUUAAUUAAAACUUCACAGAUCAACUCAAAGUGAAUGUUUUUACGCACGCUUUCCAAGUUUCAACAAGAUUAGGCCUGUGAUGGCUGAUAUUUGGGGGGGGUAGUGAUGGAAGAUGGUCUGAAGAAGUCGGCUCUUUAAGGUUGAGACUAGGCUAUCACACUUGUUGUCCUGUUGUACAUACAAGUGUGUGUGGUCUAAUUCUUGGUUAUGUUACCUUUAGUGCUAGGCUUUAGACUUUGAGUCAACAAGACCCACACCCUUAGUGUAGAUGCAUUUUCCAUUUAUACACAUUAGACUCGCAUAUUUUUGAUAUACAAUCCUGGAGCUCGCGGAUAAAGCAGCAGCAGAAGCUCCAAUUGAGAAAAUGGUGCAUGAAAUUACCCAACAAGUUACGCAAGCAUGAUUUGUUUUACAGAAAUAGACACAGAUUGUUCAACUCAAAACUUUAACUCCAAACUCUGUCUCUGCCAUUUAACUCUUGCAAAAUAGGACAGUAAAAAACGUGAGUUUUUGCUUUAUUAUUUUAGCCAAAGAAAUGCUGUCAUUUUUUAAGAUUGUGAUUGUGCAUUUUUUAAUACAUGAAUCAAGUACAAAAAAGAAUGUGUAUGUAUAGAUUGUUUUACAGACUGAAAUUGAACUCAUGCUUUUCAGCUGCGUAUAAUUUCUCAGGUUCAAAGCGCAAUGCACAUCAGUCAAAACCUCGUGUUGAAUGUGUUUUACACCUGCCAUUGAUGUUCUUAACGAGGACUCAACAAUUUAGUUUUAUAUCAGUAAAAGAAACAUUGUAGUUCAGAACAGUAACAUGAACUAGCUAUUCUUAAUUUUGAGGAUUUUUCUUUUACUAAUCAAUGUGUAACUGAAAAAAGCAUGCUUAAUAUUGUAAUAUAUUAUGUUUUCAUAUUUCUCUGCAGUAGGAAUACUGCAUUUCUAAUUAGGUGUAUUGUGGUAGUUUAAAGGGCCUUUACAACACAAUAAUUUUGCAGCCCUUGAAAAUGUACCAUUUUUCCAAUGAACCUUAUUUUCCAUUUUUGCUUUGCUAUUUCAAAAGGUAUAUGAUGCCUGUUUUAUUUUUAUACUAUUGUGAGUUUUCACAUUGGUGAGAAAAACAGUGAUGUCAUUUAAGAGAGAGAAAAUCUCAUUGCUACCUUGAUUUGUGCACAACAUCUGCUGAAAUUGUUGAUAUUUUGCUGUUCUACGUUUCCUUCUCAUUUUCAAUGUGUUAUGUGAUUUCUUUGUAAUAAGCUAACAAGCAACCCUGUCUCUAAUGAGCAAAUGUUGAGUUCCUGAUUUGAACAGAAAAACAUUCAUCGACUGAACAGUGUUUUUCCUGAUUAACCUCAUGACAAGAGCACUCUCAUGAGUUGCCUAUAAAAGCUUGGACAAUUUUACAAGUUCAAACAGUGCACUUUUCAAUGCACUUUACCCGCAAAGGAUGUCAAAUAGUUUCCUUUCAAUUCAGAAGAGUGUGCAACAUGUGUGGCUAAGAAAACUUCAUGUGGACCCUUUAAUGGGAAAUGUCUAAGAAGAAAAUUUGGAAUAACAACUUACAUUUAACAAAAACUUUAUUGAUCUCAUUUAGUGAACUGACCUUAUAAACUUGUUUCCUGGGGAAUCUUUUAUAUUUUAUAUAAAAUAUUUUAUAAAAAUGAGGAAUUUUAUUAGUUCUGAAAGUGUUCCUGUCAGCUUAAGUAUCUUUUGCCAAUUCUGAUAUGUUUUGUGUCUUGAGAGCUAAAGAUAAUUUUUUAUCAAAAUUAUUUUGUAUAGAUUACCAACGAUGUAUAGGGACUUUUUGUCUGGGUAUUCAUUUUUCAUGUAAUUUUAGGAUAAUUUCUUGAGAUACUUGAUGCAGCUAAUUGUUUCUUUAAUUUAAGGAACUACUAAAUAUUCAUUUGAUAAGUCAAGGUAUUUUUGGAGUAAAUGGGGCACUAAAUCGAAUGAUUGUGGGGCAGUUUGCCCCACAAACCCUGGGAGUUUCAAGGGCUUUUAGUCCUAGUGUUUUGAAAAGUUUGACAUGUCAGUGAGUUUGACAUGAAUUUAAUAGUUGCCGAGAAUGUGAGCGUUAGAGACUUUGCUUGCUCUCUGCUGUUAAUAGAUGCCAAAUCUUCUUGCAGCUUACCUUUGAUGUAUUCAAUUUGCCACUGUUGGCUAACAGAUAUCCCUCAACUCGUAAAUGUUGUAUGCAUGCUUGCACAUAGAAGUGAGAACGAAGGUUGCCAUAUGUCAAUAAAACGACCAAAUGCUUUUUGCGUUUUGGUCACUAUGAAUGAUUACAAUUAA
Messenger RNA from Acanthaster planci (crown-of-thorns starfish), 5494 nucleotides. Its product is annotated as sodium- and chloride-dependent neutral and basic amino acid transporter B(0+)-like. Gene Ontology annotation, cellular component: plasma membrane. The record is from RefSeq and is a predicted model, not a curated record. Gene Ontology annotation, biological process: sodium ion transmembrane transport; amino acid transport; nitrogen compound transport. NCBI's taxonomy places the organism in Eukaryota, Metazoa, Echinodermata, Asteroidea, Valvatida, Acanthasteridae. Gene Ontology annotation, molecular function: glycine:sodium symporter activity.